This is a messenger RNA of Gadus chalcogrammus (walleye pollock), 1159 nucleotides long. Its product is annotated as aerolysin-like protein. Bases 1 to 621 code for a protein of 206 amino acids. The transcript is spliced from 3 exons. Gene Ontology annotation, cellular component: extracellular region. Lineage: Eukaryota; Metazoa; Chordata; Actinopteri; Gadiformes; Gadidae. The record is from RefSeq and is a predicted model, not a curated record.
AUGCAAGUAAAAAUAAUACUUAUAAUAACAUAUUAUUUUAUAUGUAUACACCGCCAGACCGAGUACUCUAUCGAUGUCGGGUUUGGAGUCUGCCUGGGAUUGCAGGGGAACGCUGGCUCAGACAUCGACUGUUUGGGAUUCCUCUUCAUCAAUGCCAUCAAGUCGUCUGUGCUAACCGACAUGACCUAUCCCAGCCUGGCCAUGUACACACCCCAGGUCAAUAAAGAAUAUAUAAAAUCGUCAUCUCAUCAAAACGACACUACUGCAGCUCAAGAGCAUAAAUGUGUGUACAGCCGAUCUGUGACCAAGUCUACCACCUGGAGCACCACCACUAAGAUUGAGGGCACCGUCAACAUGUCUGUUCAUGCAGGGAUCCCGAAACUGGUGGGGGGGUCUGGUGGAUUUAGCUUGACCACGGGAGCAGUGCUGUUGUCCACAAUGAACUCCUCAGAGACCAUAACCGAAUCAGAUGAGGUCAAUGUGACGGUCCCGGCACGAAAGACCGUGAGCGUUGAUUUGACAGUGGGACGAGCAGACAUCAACCUCCCCUACUCAGCCACAGUUAAAAUCACAUGCAUGAAUGGCAGCGAGCUGGUCUUCCCAGAACAUUUUUCUGUCUAGCUAAUGCCAUUAUUUAACGUUUCAGCUUAGUAAAUGAUAAUUUCAGUUCAAAUAUUCCAUAUGCUGUUAAUUUAGCCUGGAAAGAUAAUACGUUUCUGAACACUUCCAGUCAGAUGCUAAUCUUACUACUAUAAUAGCAGGCCUGUCGCACCAGUUACUCAAGUUGGUCAUGUGCGCAUGUGCCAAGCAGCCUGCAGCUCACACACACACACAGCACACGCAAACCCAUACACCGCAAGCACUAGGGAUGGGCACGGUAAUUCGAAUAUUUGAUUAUUCGAAACGGUGUGGGUAGUUGACUUUGAGUUUUUUUUUAAUUUUUGCCUUAAGUUCAUUUAAUAUAUAUUCAUUAGCUAUAUUAAUAACAUAUUGUUCAUUAAACGUGUAUACUAAUGCCAUUCAAUACUUGGAAUACUUUGCUAUACCGGCAACCUCCGUUCCAGACAAGUCUUUUCCACGGUGGGCUUGAUUGUAAAGCGCUUCCGCACCCGCCUAUGCCCCGAGCACGUAGAUAUGCACAAUUUUUUUAACAAGAAUG